Molecule: messenger RNA, 2409 nt
Organism: Condylostylus longicornis
Lineage: Eukaryota; Metazoa; Arthropoda; Insecta; Diptera; Dolichopodidae
Product: putative FERM domain-containing protein FRMD8P1
Exons: 9
Coding region: 1-1452 (483 amino acids)
Biological process (GO): negative regulation of canonical Wnt signaling pathway
Cellular component (GO): cytoskeleton; plasma membrane
Source: RefSeq, a predicted model, not a curated record
AUGAUAAGAGAAGACAAGAUUGAUACAAUAUUCCAUGGAGCAAGCAUUAGUACAAAUUCAAAUUAUCAGCAGCAACAGCAGCAACAACAACAACAACAACAACCAUCUACAUCUUGUAAUCAGGACGUUCAACCUUCAUCAAAUUUAUCAAAUAAUUAUAAUAGUUCGACCGCCUCGACGUCUUCGAAUUAUUCUAGUGGUGCUAAAUCGUCAACAUCGAUACCAAGGCCUCUACAAAAUGUGAUACCUACAUGCGUGUAUUUAAUGUCACGUAUUGCUGUACAUAUGGAAAUUGAAGGAACAGCACAGUGUCCGGCACAAGUGAUGCUAGCUGCUGCUUUGGGCUGUGAAGAAUUAGGAAUAGCAAAUAAAUUAUUAGCACAAAGUAUUUUCGGUUUAUGGAUGACGAGUGCACUUUUAGAAAUUCAAUUGAAAUCGCAUCAUCGACCUUAUGUAGUUAGAGUAGCGUGGCCACAUCUUCUAGAAAAAUUUAGUCAUGGUAAUCCAAUUGAAAAACGUUUCGAUGAACCGAUGAUAGUAUUAAAAAGGAAUGUUUUCUUUUCGAAAAAAGAUGAAGAAAAAAUUAAAGAUCAUAGGAUAAUAGAACUUUUAUAUGAAGAAGCAAAACAUAAUGUUUUAGAAGGACGAUAUAUCAUGGAACCGGUGCAUUCAAUAAUGUUAGGGGGUAUACAAGCUAGAAUUGAAUUAGGUCCUUAUAAUUCACACACGCAUACAAACAGUUAUUUUAGAGAAAAUCAAUCAAGGUUUUUACCACAACAUGUUGCCAAAAAUUCAAGUUGGUCGUGGUUCCCGCUUAGUAGAAAAAAUUCAGCUGAAGUUAAACUUUUAGAACAAUUUAAACGGGUACCACAAACGACAACAACUAGAAAAUUAAUGAGAAAAUACUUAGAAUUUUGUUGGGCGCUGCCAUUUUAUGGUGCGGCGUUUUUUCACGGCCAAGUAGAACAACCAGUUCGGGGUCUUAUGAGUUUAGUUAAUCACAAAGAUAUUUCAGUAAUAGUAGCCAUUAAUGAACGUGGUGUUUUUGUUAUAGAACCUGUAGAAUGUACGUUGCUGUUAGGAUUAAGAUAUGAAGAUUUAUCGUGGGAUUAUGCAAAACCAAGUUCUAGUGAUGAUCCUGAUUGCCAAACUUGUAUAUUUCUUCAGUUUGAUGCUGUGGAAAAUGGAAUCCCUGUAUCGAAAUUAAUGCAAAUAUUUUCGCGUCAAGCCGCAAUGAUGGAUGCCUUAAUAGCUCAUUUCGCUGAUCAAAUGAGACGAAGAAGAGAAGCAGCUGAUGGACAGCCAGGUGAACAUGUGCACGAUGAACCAAAUCCAAUUCAAAAUAAUGGUAAUGGUGUAUUAUGUAAUAAAUUAUCACGUUUAACAUUAGCAACAUUUGAUGAUGAAGGACGUUGUAUAGGACAAAUGGGAUCAUUAUCGAUAAGUUAUUAGCAGUUAAUAUAGGAUUUAAUUAUUAUGGAAAUCAGGCCGCCAAAUAAUAUGAAGAAAAAAUUAAAACAUUUGCUUGUCAAAAAUAAAUAUUAUAAUAAAUAUUUAUAUAUAUAUAAAUUAAAGAAAAAGUACAAUACAAUCAAAAAUUAUGAUGAAUCAUAAUAAUGAAAUAUAUCCAGGAAUAUAAUAUAAUUAUAUAAUUAUAAAUUAUAUAUAUAUUAUUCAGGCUUUAUGAAUAACAUUUUGAAGGAACAAAGAGCCAAUAUAAAAACAAGGAGAGAACCAAUAAUAUUAAAAUUGAAAUAUUAAUAAUUAUAUGAAUAGUAAGAAUAAUAAUUUAUAAUAAUAUUUUAUAAUUCAUAUUAUAACAGAUAAACAGUGUUUCAAAUUUAAUUGUGUACCGAGAAACAAAUAGUGUUUUGUCAAAAUUUCCAAGUAAAUAAUUGAAGUAGAAUUAUGGAUUUUAAACGAUUAAUUGCUAAUAUAAUUGGCUUGGUAAAUAUAGAAAUAACACACAAAUUCGCAAAAGAAGCGUCGCCAUAUGGCAGAAGUACAUAUUUUUAAAUGGUUUCAAUGAUUAUUAAAAUAUAAAUAUGAAAUGAUUGAACCUUGUCAUCAAAAGAAUGUAAUUUAUUCCAAGGAUAAAAUCAAGACACGCAAAUUCUCUCAAAAAAUCGUAAAAAAUUUUGAAAAUUUCAAGGACAACAGUGUGUUGUACGGAUUUAAUUAUAUAAGCUUUCAUAUAAGAAUUAAAUUCGAUUUUUUAAUAUUAAAAUUUGAUAUGAAUUCAGUAAAAUUGGAUAGGACAUCAAACAUUAUCUAUUGGAGUUUUUUAAAUUUAGUUUCCAGAAAUUUGUUUUUUCUAUAAAAUCUACAACAAAUUUCUUUAAAUUUUUCUAUAAUCAUCUGUUCAUUGACUUUAAGCGGUUAAAUUCGAAACACUGCAUCAGAAAAUUG